AAAUGGAACGCAUUAUGCAAUCUUGACCCUUUAACCAGGUGAACUUGGAAGUCCGCCGUAAUAAAAGAAAAUGGCGCUGUUUGUUUGUGAUUGAUCCAUUUAAAGAUCGAGGAAGUCAAAUACAUCAGAGGGACAUUGGACUGUGUGCUGAGAACAAAAUCUGGACCACUUUAACGAUGAACGCAGAGGAGUUCAGGCGGUUUGGUAAGCAGAUGGUGGAUUAUGUAGCAGACUAUCUGGAAAACAUCAGAGAUCGACAGCCAUUUCCUGAUGUGUCGCCUGGAUAUCUGAAGGAGCUCAUUCCGGACAAAGCCCCGGACCAAGCAGAGAAAUGGCAGGACGUCAUGAAGGACAUAGAGAGGGUCAUCAUGCCAGGGGUGACCCAUUGGCACUCUCCUCAGUUUCACGCUUAUUUCCCCACUGCCAAUUCCUAUCCAGCAAUUGUGGCUGAUAUUCUCUCGGAUGCCAUCGGCUGCAUUGGAUUUUCUUGGGCUUCCAGUCCCGCAUGUACGGAAUUGGAGAUGGUGGUUUUGGAUUGGCUAGCUAAAAUGCUCGACCUUCCCGAUUGCUUUCUUCAUUCCAGUCAAGGUCAGGGAGGCGGGGUCAUACAAGGAACAGCAAGUGAAGCCACACUGGUAGCCCUUUUGUCAGCUAGAACACAACAUUUACACCAGAUUCUUGGCGAUAAGUUUAGUCACUCACCAGAUGAAGGAAUUAUUAAUAAAAUGGUGGCCUAUUGUUCUGCACAGGCCCAUUCUUCUGUAGAGAGAGCAGCAUUAAUAGGAGCAGUGAAAGUGCGGUUAUUGGAUACUGAUGAAAAAUACUCACUUAGAGGCAAUACUCUGCAAAAAGCAAUAGAAAAGGAUAGGGCGGAUGGACUUAUUCCAUUUUUUCUCUGCGCAACUCUUGGUACAACUUCCGUUUGUUCGUUUGAUGACGUCAUGGAAUUAGGAGUAGUUUGCAAGAAAGAGGGUCUAUGGAUGCAUAUUGAUGCGGCGUACGCUGGCAGUGCCUUUAUUUGCCCUGAAUUUAGACCUUUACUUAACGGGGUUGAACAUGCAAUGUCCUUUAAUUUUAACCCGCAUAAAUGGUUAAAUGUCAACUUUGACUGCUCCACUAUGUGGGUCCAGGAUAGUCGGUUAUUAAGUGACGCCUUCAAUGUAGACCCGCUAUACCUGAAACACGACAAUCAAGGUUCUGUACCCGAUUUCAGGCAUUGGCACAUUCCGUUGGGCAGGAGAUUUAGGUCUCUUAAAUUAUGGUUUGUUUUGCGGUUGUACGGAGUGAAAGGUCUCCAGGAAUACAUUAGAAAGGAUGUAAAACUCGCCCAUCAGUUUGAGGACUUGGUAAAGGCUGAUCAGAGAUUUGAAAUCUUUGGUGACGUAGUGCUGGGAUUAGUUUGCUUCAGAUUGAAAGAUGCAAACGAAGUUAAUGAGAGGUUACUGAAGGCCAUCAACACAGACAAACGUAUACACCUAGUGCCAUCAAAAGUCAAUGGCACAUUUUUCUUAAGGUUCGCUGUGUGUGCCUCACGGACAGAAUCAAGGGAUGUGGAAUUCGCUUGGAAAGUGAUACAAGAACUAACGGGGAAAAUCAUUAGCGGUCAAACAUAAAGGAUUUAGCUCCAGUUGUGUAUUCUAUGAAGCAUUGAUGGAUCAACUGGAAUUACUUUGAGAAUUAAAUGUUUGGGUUGAACAAUACGAGGUGUAUAGUUUUGGUGAGGCAACAGCAAUUUAUAAUGUAUUGUUGUUAUAUUCAAUAAAUGUCUGUAAUGGUUGUUAAGCAGAAUGAAAUUUUUGACUAGGAAAAUUAAAUAAGUUUAAUAAAUAAAUAUUACCAGGAACCUUGUACAUAGGUGCCUGAUAAGACAUAAUAAUACUAAAUAAGUCAUUGUCACAUUAAUAACCAAAGUUUAUGUCAAUAAAAACGAUUUACUCAUUGAUUAA
This is a messenger RNA of Saccostrea cuccullata (small rock oyster), 1946 nucleotides long. Its product is annotated as aromatic-L-amino-acid decarboxylase-like. The transcript is spliced from 14 exons. Gene Ontology annotation, molecular function: aromatic-L-amino-acid decarboxylase activity; pyridoxal phosphate binding. The record is from RefSeq and is a predicted model, not a curated record. Lineage: Eukaryota; Metazoa; Mollusca; Bivalvia; Ostreida; Ostreidae. Gene Ontology annotation, biological process: catecholamine metabolic process; amino acid metabolic process; serotonin biosynthetic process. Bases 177 to 1613 code for a protein of 478 amino acids. Gene Ontology annotation, cellular component: cytoplasm.